This is a messenger RNA of Meloidogyne enterolobii, 781 nucleotides long. The record is from the annotation of a GenBank genome assembly. Lineage: Eukaryota; Metazoa; Nematoda; Chromadorea; Rhabditida; Meloidogynidae.
AUGAAUGUCCAUUUUCAACUGCAGGGCGAGUUUUCAGAUGACGACUUCAAAGUACUUUCGAAAUGGUUGAGCAAUACAUUUAAAGAAUUUAUUUCUGGAGGUGUACUUUCAUCUAUGGGCCUUAACUGUGACUUGACAAUCUCCUUUCGAGUUUUCUUUCCUGAAUCUACUUUAAUGGCAGUUAAAAUGGAACAUGAAUUGGUGAAAAUGGGUGAACAAAAGCAGAUGGAAGGCUCUACAGCAGAUUUGGACGUUCCAGACACUUAUACUAUUUCUAGGCAGAUAAAAAUCCAGGAAAAUCCGCCAAUCAGUAUUGUUUAUUCGCUAAUUGGCAUCGAGGAUGACAGUACGAAUAAUGAUUGGGAUGGCUUCCAUGGAAAUAUGCCUAUUAUCGAUCAUUUCCCUUUGGUGGCAUUAGAAGAUGUCGACUUUGUUGGUGCUAAUUAUCAGCAAAAUAGCCAAAGUGAUUAUGAUAGCGGUUAAACAUAUAGUAAGAUAAAUUCAACUUAUACUCCUUCGCUUAUUUCCUAUUUAUGUGAAAUUAUAAGACGAAAAUCUGCAUAUCCCUCUCUUUCAUUAUUGUCUUAAUGCUUGUAUUUCUGAGGAACUGUCUCCAAUAAUUAUAAAAGUAGGAUAACACGAAGGGAUUUUGUUGUAGAUAUGUACAUGAUGAAAUUGUGUAGACAGUUCUUCGAACAGCACUUUUUCCGUGCUUUUCAUGCAAAUAAAACAAAAAUAGAUAAAUUGACCUACUGGCGAGUUUAAUUUGAUGUAUGUAUAG